GCACUCUGGCACAUAUACCAUCAUUUGGAUACCAGCAAAAUCAGAAAUUACCUUAUAGACCAAAGAGCUCAAAAGUUGGGUAUUAGCACAGUGGAGUCAAGGAAACAAUAUGAUGACCCGAUCCAUCUGUCGAAAACAUUUUUAGAUCCCAAAAAUUGUUCAGAACUUUUUCUAAAUUGUCAAGUCCAAGGCUGGGAAAUUCGACAAGAACCCGGUCAAGCCAUCAUGAUACCUGCUUAUUCACCUCAUCAAGUCUGCAAUCUUGCCAAUUGUAUCAAGAUAGCCAUGGAUUUUCUAUCCCCCCAAUCAAUUGAAAGGUGCAUUCAAGUCAAGGAGGAAUUAAGGGAGCAGAGGAAUCAUCGUGGAAAUGUUUUUCUUACAUUAUAA
Molecule: messenger RNA, 387 nt
Organism: Melampsora larici-populina 98AG31
Lineage: Eukaryota; Fungi; Basidiomycota; Pucciniomycetes; Pucciniales; Melampsoraceae
Exons: 4
Biological process (GO): regulation of transcription by RNA polymerase II
Cellular component (GO): chromatin; histone deacetylase complex
Molecular function (GO): transcription coregulator activity; chromatin DNA binding; histone H3K9 demethylase activity
Source: RefSeq, a predicted model, not a curated record